AUGUUUUCGACAAGUUCUGUGGCAGUUGAUCCUCUUAUUGUUCAAAUCAACGAAGAAAUGGAAGAACUUGAACCAAAUGUUAAAACAACACAGGAAAAUUUAGCAGAAUUAGAUAAUUUAGUUCCGAAAAAUUUAUUAUCAGAUAUUUAUAGAUUUAGAACUGAUUUAGACAAAAUUAAUAAAGACAGAGAACGCAGAAAUCUAUUUAAGCAUCGAGUUGACGAAAAAAGCUCCUUAUAUGACUUAGAAACAAAACUUCGUGAUUAUACACUCGAAAAUGUAAGAAAAUCCUUUUUUGAUUUGGAAGAUGAGAUAACUGCCAAGGAAACUGAAGAACCAGAGGAUGAUGAUCACAUUAAAGCAAUAAGGCAAAAAGAGAAAUCAAUUUACAACGACACUCUCAGUAAAAUUUCAAAUAUCAGCAAUAAAUUUGAUACUGCCAAGUCUUCAAGCUCUAAAUUCGAACUUGUUCCGCAAUUUGACACAUCAAAAGUUGAAAAAGAUUCAGAAUUCUUAAAUACUCUCGUAAAAGAACUUAAAACAGAAAUAGAAAGAUGCGAAAACGAUAUUCAAGUAAAUGGGAGAUUCCAAAGCAAGUUUGGAAUUCAAAAAACUACUGAAUUUGAGGUUUUAGAGGAUGAAGAUGUAGAUGCAAACGGUGAGAGAAUUUACAAAGUACCAGAUUUAUCCAAUCAGUUCAACAGUACAUAUGGAGAUGCCCAAGGAAUCAUUUCAUCACUAAAUAACGAAUAUUCAAAUUUAGAUUUACAAUUUUCAAUGAUAUCCGAUAAAAUAAACAAUCUUAAGACUAAACUUAAAGAAACAGCAACAAAUCAAGAUGAUAUUGCUGUUGUUCUUCGUGAAACUGAAGAUAAAGCUUUAGAAACACUUACAAAAUCAGAUGAAAUCACUGAGAAUUUAAAGAAGAAAGAUUAUAGUAGCGAGAUAUCGUCGAUACAAGAAAAACUUUCAUUAAAUUCUAAGGAAAUUAAAUCAUCUUUGGAUGAAAUCCGUUCAAUUGUUGAUAUCUUAGAGUUACAGACCAAUGAUAAUUAUAUGUAA
Trichomonas vaginalis G3 is the source of this 1062-nucleotide messenger RNA. RefSeq lists its product as uncharacterized. The transcript has a single exon. The record is from RefSeq and is a predicted model, not a curated record. The coding region runs from base 1 to 1062 and encodes 353 amino acids. Lineage: Eukaryota; Parabasalia; Trichomonadida; Trichomonadidae.